Neodiprion virginianus is the source of this 1076-nucleotide messenger RNA. RefSeq names its product protein C10. The record is from RefSeq and is a predicted model, not a curated record. Lineage: Eukaryota; Metazoa; Arthropoda; Insecta; Hymenoptera; Diprionidae. Gene Ontology annotation, biological process: post-embryonic development. The coding region runs from base 261 to 611 and encodes 116 amino acids. The transcript is spliced from 4 exons.
UCUUGUUAUUAUCAUAAAGUUAAUAAAAGUUUUCUUACCUUCAUACCUAUAAUUCUCUUGAAUUUCAUGUGUCAACAAAAACAGGCCUGUUACUGGAAUAGAUAACCAGAUAAAUACCUACAACGAGUUGGCAGUUUGAAAUUUGGCGCCUCAUCGACGACCAAGUUACUGUCAAUCCCAUUAUCCAAGCCCGGUGACCAGAGAACUCACCUUUCAAUAAUUCCUUUAACAACGUACAAAUUGGUUAUAAAUAAUUCUAUAUGGCAUCGCUUACACAGUUUACCUCUGAAACAGCAAAAGCUGCUUUAACAGAUAUUCUUGCGGCGUUGAAUUCACCAGACAAUGUACAAAAAAUAACCGAAGCUAAAGAAAAUUCUGGGAACGAAAUGCUGAAGAUGAUGCAGUUUGUUUUUCCAAUUGUCACGCAAAUUCAAAUGGAUGUUAUUAAAAAUUACGGUUUCCCCGAAGGAAGAGAAGGUACCGUACAAUUUGCGCAAUUCAUUAGGACCCUCGAACGCGAUGAUCCUGAGAUUGCGCAGCUUCAUGGUCAAGUUCGUGCAUAUUUUUUACCACCUGUAACUAUAAGUUCGUCAACAGAGGCAUCGCUUUAAAAUUAUCUUUCAUAUUUUUAAAUGCCAAAAGUAUUCGCUGAUAAAAUUCAGAGGAAGGUAUUUGGUAUUCGCAAUUAUUAAUCAAAUUAUAUUAUAGAUACAUAUUAACUAGGAACGGAUUAUAAUUAUAGAACUAUUUAUAAUAUACAUGUAUAAAGCAUUUAUUAACUUUAAGGCAAGUUCUUGUGGGAUCCCCUAUUCAUAUUGUUAAGUAUAAAUUAUUACAUUUUCUUUUUCACAAAUGUAGAAUUGUAUUGUAUCGUACAAGUAUAACUUAAUAAAUUACUUUUCAUCAGAUUUAUAAUUGUUUCCGGUUGAAGAACCUGAUAAAGAAAAUAUUGUUCAUUUCUAAAAUGGAAUCCGCAAACUUAUCUCUACAUUUUUUUAAGUCUGAGUAACUUCACUGAAUAUUUUAAUUUAUACUAGACGAAACAUUUUUACAACAUCAAUUCGACGACUAUCAAU